Messenger RNA from Lithohypha guttulata, 1482 nucleotides. RefSeq lists its product as uncharacterized. The record is from RefSeq and is a predicted model, not a curated record. The transcript has 2 exons. The coding region runs from base 1 to 1482 and encodes 493 amino acids. Lineage: Eukaryota; Fungi; Ascomycota; Eurotiomycetes; Chaetothyriales; Trichomeriaceae.
AUGAGCACCUUGAAACUUGAAACACACGUGCCUCAGGCUGGUGUCGCCAAACCAAAAUCUCGGCUCGGUUUUCUGUGGGAUCGUCUUACAAAACCUGUGGGCGAACCGCCAUAUAAACCACUUCCUGACUACCAUAUACGUGUCUUGCGUAUCAAACCUGGUACGGCACAGCAUCCUUUACGAGUCAAGAUUCAAGUCGUUGAUCCACGAAAAUUCAAAUAUAUCGCUUUGUCGUACACCUGGGAUCUAGACGAUACAGCCCGAUCCGAUGCUGUGGGUGGGGUGGCGAGCGGGACGCAGACCAUUCCAGUAGGUGGUGUGGACGUGAAAAUUGGUCAGAACCUGUACGAUGCACUCUGUCAAAUAAGGGAUAGCCAGAGUGGUGUACCAGUCUUUGUGGAUGCGUUGUGUAUCAACUACGAGGAUGAGAGGGAGAGGAUCGAGUAUCUGGAGAUUAUGGGACAUGUCUAUGCACGAGCAGCCAGCGUAAUUGUAUGGCUUGGCAAGAAGCCCAGAGAGGCGGAUGAGGUCUUGUUAUUCAUGCGGAAAUUGGUCAACGCUGUGGACUGGCGAAAGAUUCAUGAAGCAAGCCCAUACAAUUUUCGGGAUCCUCAGUUCUUCAGAAGUAUCGGGAUAGAGCCUCUCACUUUAAAGCAGUGGAGGCGCGUCCACGAUUUCUGCCAAUUACGAUGGUUUACUAGGUAUUGGGCAUUCUUCGAGCUAUCGCUUGCCAAAAAUGCUCUGUUCUUGUGGGGCGAGGCUUGCAUGGAAUACAACUUUUUAAUCGACUUUGGCAUGAUUUUGGGCUUGAGUGGCUGGCUUGACGACUUGCGCGACUAUGGUGCUGAAGAGGAGGAGAUCUCAUCGAAUGCUCUGACAAAGAUGCUUGGACCAGUGGCGAGAUUAAGAGCGACACCACAGUGGCACCCCAAGCACAACGAAUACACGACCUGGAUGAGAGACAAUUUCGAGCUCGAGACAGAUCAGCAACGUGCUUGGAAAUUCUUCGAGAUAUUGCUUCAAAGCGCCGAAGCUUUUGACUGCAGAGACGCACGCGACAGAGUCUAUGCAACGUUGGCAUUUGCAAGACACGUGUUUGGUGGGAAGGCUAUCAACAAGCAGUGGCCGCGACCUGACUAUCAUAUGCCAGCAGACGUGGUCAUCAAGCAUUUCAGCGGACUCAUUCGAGACAACACGCAGCAGCCCUCGAUUUUAGCGACCGAUAGUGAACUGAAUACGCCAGAGGAAGAGCCGCUAGAGCUUGAACAGCCAGUACAGUCAAGUCGUGCUCAGAGUCGUGGCCGAACACGUGGAUCGCUCAGUACUCUGACAACUUCCAAAAACAUCAGCUUUCAGCAUGAGCUACACGACUCACACAGCACGUUACAGCGCAGUCUGAGCAAGAAAUACCUGACGUUGGUCAAGAAGGCAACCUCACGACGUUUCAUGGAGGUCUAUUUCAACAACCAACCACAGUCAUGA